CCCUAAAUAAUUGCUAUUUUUAUGAUAAUUUGAUGUAUGUGCUUACAGCGAGCUAAUCAGGGAGUCGAACCUGAUCUGGUCGAAAUGUAUGGCAACAGACACAAGCAUGCAGAUGGGUCUUGGGAACACCCGACAGCUCAAGCUAAUUAUGAGAAGCUAAAGAAGAAGAAGGAUGAUGCUGAACAAGACCCCAUCCCGACACCACAGCCAGAUCUUUUUCCAGCUACAUUUGGAAACCGUUCGGGCCACCGCCGUGGCCUAGGGAGGAUCGUUCGGGGUGUGGGAGACACAGAGUAUGACUAUACUCAUUUGACCCAGCCACAGGGUACAUCUCAGAUCCCUGAUCUCAACUCCACUCCUCCGCAAGAGCCUUGGUUUGAUCCCGAUACUAUAUUUAAUUGGUCCGGUCCUGCACAGGCUCAUGGCUCGCAAUAUGGUUCCACCUCUUCGUAUGGCUCGCAUUUUGCUGUACCCUUUCCGUUCUCUGUUGCAUCUAUAAAUUUGGGUAGUGAUUAUAUAGAUUUGGGUAAUGAUGAUGAUGACGACAAUGAUAAUUAGCCAUUUCAUAUUA
Molecule: messenger RNA, 571 nt
Organism: Erigeron canadensis
Lineage: Eukaryota; Viridiplantae; Streptophyta; Magnoliopsida; Asterales; Asteraceae
Exons: 2
Coding region: 37-558 (173 amino acids)
Source: RefSeq, a predicted model, not a curated record